Messenger RNA from Gasterosteus aculeatus aculeatus (three-spined stickleback), 2398 nucleotides. It is a transcript of the gene epm2a, whose product is annotated as EPM2A glucan phosphatase, laforin. Lineage: Eukaryota; Metazoa; Chordata; Actinopteri; Perciformes; Gasterosteidae. Gene Ontology annotation, molecular function: protein tyrosine phosphatase activity; starch binding; carbohydrate phosphatase activity. Gene Ontology annotation, biological process: protein dephosphorylation. Gene Ontology annotation, cellular component: nucleus; cytoplasm. The record is from RefSeq and is a predicted model, not a curated record.
ACGAUCCCGGUGUAUUUUUAGAUUUGACACAGUUCACAGCUGCGCACGCUGAAUCGAUCGAGGACCACGUCAUUCGAUUACGGCAGCCGCGAUGUUGUUCAGGUUCGGGGUCAUUCUCACCCCGGAGUCCUCGGAUGUCCGGGUCUAUGUUUUGGGUUCGCGUAGGGAAAUGGGUGAGUGGGACCCGCGCGCAGCGGUCCAGAUGAGGGCCGCGCAGGACCCCCUGCUGUCCACGCACGAGCCGUGUCUGUGGAUCGGAGACGUAGAGCUGGCAGAGCCCUGCAAAGACACACUGUGGUUCAAGUUCGUCCAAAGAGUCCGCGGCUCUUGUAUCUUGGAAGGAAGUGGUCCGAGCCAUGACCGGUGUUGUUCAUAUGAUGAGAGUAACGUCGUGGAUGGAGUGUACUGCCAUCCGAUUGGUCACUGGAUAGAGGAAACAGGACACACAGAUGAGAUGAAACACACCGCCAACUUCUACUUCGGUGUGUCCGGUCAGAAGGCCAUUCACUUCUCCAGGGUGCUGCCGCGCGUUUGGCUGGGCAGCUGCCCUCGACAGGUGGAACACGUGACGAUAAAGAUGAAGCACGAUUUGGGCGUCACCGCGGUGAUGAACUUCCAGACGGAGUGCGACGUGGUGAACAACUCCGACGGCUGCAGACGCAACUUCGGUGAAGCCAUGACCCCCGAGACCAUGAUGCAUCUGUACAAAGACUGCGGCCUGCUGUACGUGUGGAUGCCCACGCCCGACAUGAGCUCGGAGGGUCGGGUCCGGAUGCUUCCCCAGGCUGUAUUUCUGCUUCACGGUCUCCUGGAGAACGGUCACACUGUUUACGUCCACUGUAACGCUGGCGUAGGCCGGUCGACGGCGGCGGUGUGCGGCCUGCUGGUGUACGUCCUCGGCUGGAGCCUGAGGAAGGCGCAGUACUUCGUCGCAGCCAGGAGGCCGGCAGUGUACAUCGAUGAGGAGGCUUUGGUCCAGGCUCAGGCAGAUUUCACUCAGAAGUUUGGACAGUUACGAUCUUCCAUCUCUUACCCGCACACGUGAGAAUCGACUUUCCCACUGACGUGUUUACAUACGUGCGCGGCUCCGCGGAAAAACUACAUUUCUGAAAGAAAUAACCUGUAGCAAGAAGAGCAACUCAGCCAAAGUGGGACUUUAGCUGAGUUGAUAUCUGGUAGAGUAUCUGAAGAGUGUUCUUCUGCGUUGGAGUGGGCUACCACACUCUGGUAGUACUCAGCAAAGCUCUGCAAGUAUUUUUAGUCUUUUAUUCUUUGCUCGCAUCCAACAGACUGAGUGCUCAUCAGUAAAGGAUGUUUUUCCACGGUUACUAAUAUAAUUCUGCAAUAAAAAAAGAUAAGAAAUUAUAAUGUUGCAUAAACAUGGCAAUGGUCGGGGAGCCGGGACUGGAGGCGGGGUGGCUCCCCAGGCGCCUGAUCUUGAAAAAUAAACAGUACCAGGGGCCGUCACAAUAUUUUAUUGAAGGGGGCUAGAGAGACACCGAGCUGUCAGACUCCGGGGGUCAAGGUUCGUCUCUCUUUGCUCGAGAGUUCAGUUCUUCAGGGUCUGGUGGAACCUUCCCCUGGAGUUCAUCAGCAGAAAUCCCACGCAAGGACUGUGGGGAGGAAACAGAGGUUCCUUCUGGGAGGGCAUCGGGUCCUCCACUGAUGAAUGCCUCUACUGGGGUCGAAGGCUCGCUCAGACAAAGUUAGGGAGCCGUGACUGGAGGCAUCGGGGACGCGAGUCGGGGAGCCGUGACUGGAGGCGUCGGGGACGGGAGUCGGGGAGCCGGGACUGGAGUGAACUGUGUCUGUGAACUAGAAGAAGAAACAAUCCAUCACUCGAUGUCUAAUAUUCACGAGAAUAUUUUUGGGUGAAUGUUCUACAUACAGGAUGAAGGAAAGAAAGAUGUGUUCUUUGUACCCUUGGUUUUUGAACAUUUUUUUAUCAAGAACUGCAUGAAUAUGGCACCAUGAUAGUAAUUUUAUUUAUCACUUAAUGAAUCUUAAUUUAAUCAUUUUUCAAUUUUUUCAUAUCCAAUAAUAAUCCAUAAAUGAAACAUUUUUCUCAAAAUAAAGGGAAAAUAUAUAUUUACAUGUUUGAUUUAGCUGAGGCUUUUAUCCAAAGCAAACCAGAACAACAAGAAUCAAGAAAGUCCAAUUUCUUCAACAAAGGCAAACUACAAAGUGCUGCAAGUAAGAGUCAUCGUAAGUGAUAUAACGAUUAUAUACUGUUCUCAUCACACCGAAGCUGGGAUUGACUCCAGCCCCCACGCGACCCUGUAUGAAGGAUAAGCGGUUUGAAGAUGGAUGGAUAUCCUCACACCUAUGUAGUAAUUCUGUAGUACAAGUAGUAAAAGUGCAUCUAAAAUCCCCUUAGAAUAAAAUGUAAAUAUAAAUA